Molecule: messenger RNA, 1219 nt
Organism: Zea mays
Lineage: Eukaryota; Viridiplantae; Streptophyta; Magnoliopsida; Poales; Poaceae
Exons: 7
Coding region: 105-1031 (308 amino acids)
Source: RefSeq, a predicted model, not a curated record
UCCACGCCAACCCAUCCUGUCGUCGCCGCUGCCGGCUGGACCUCCUUGAGUCCUUGUCGACCACUGGACUGGAUCAGUUAGUUUCAGCCUUCAGGCUUCCAGCGAUGUGUUCCUGCGCCUGCGCGCGCCUCCUCCCCCCGCUCUUCAGCCCCGCUCCAAGCCCCAAUCUCAGACCCGCCUUCCCGCACAGCCCGACGCCAGCCCGCAGCCGCGCCGUCGUCGCGCUCGCGGGCGCAGCCUCCCGGGACGACGCGCCUGCGCCGUUGUCCAGCUUCGACUUCCUCGCACUGAAGCGGGAGCUUGAUGAGGAGGAGGAGGCAGUGGUGGCUGUGGAUGCGAAGGAAGGUGCUGGAGCUGUCAAUGAGGACGAUGGAGAGUUGGGGGCGGAAUGGAGUGCGGGUGGUACGAGGAGACGGCGGCGGAGGCAGAUGGCGAGGCGAUCGGCUCUGCUUGCGAAGCAGUGGGCUGUUGCAUUGGUUGAAGUGAAGCCAAGCUUACUUUCAGGUGAAGCGGAGAAAUUCCUUUUUGAGGACAUAUAUCAGGUUGGAGACGUGGUGCUUGUUGCGAAUGAAUCUGUGAUCGAUAAUGAACAUAAACUGGUUGGAUUGCACAGCUUGGUGGGCUACAAUGUCGUAACUUCCCGGCGACGCAAUGUUGGCAAGGUGCGUGGUUUCACAUUUGACAUCAGCUCAGGUGCUAUGGAGUCUCUCGAGCUUGACUCUUUUGGGCUUUCGAUUGUCCCUUCUAGCUUGGUAAGCACGUACUGUUUAUUUGUCGAAGACGUGCUGGAUAUAGUCUCCGAUACAGUCGUGGUGCAUGAAGACGCCGUCUCACGGGUUCAACGGUUAACACAGGGCAUUUUGGGCACUCAAAACAUCCACGGACCUGGUGGUGAGAUUGACGAGUACGGUAGAUUUGGGGGGAGGGGGAGGAGGAGGAGAGCAAAUGGCCAGGGAAAGUCUGGUGGCCGAGAACUCCGCAGCGAACCGAAGCAUCCGGAUGAUGAAUGGGAGCUGCCGAUGGACUACUGACACAAACUCGCCAUGAUAGCAUUCUGUUUAGUGCUAUUGUAUUGCCAGAAAAGUACAUGCUUUGUACAUAUAACAUACCAGAGGAUUGCGAAUUCAGAAAAGACGAAAGGCCCUUUCAGCCUUGUCAGAGUUUGAUCGCUUUGGCCCGGGUGGGUUAGUAUAAAAAGCGAGAUUGUGUUGCCAUGCAA